Messenger RNA from Protomyces lactucae-debilis, 1210 nucleotides. RefSeq lists its product as uncharacterized. Gene Ontology annotation, cellular component: Set1C/COMPASS complex. The record is from RefSeq and is a predicted model, not a curated record. Lineage: Eukaryota; Fungi; Ascomycota; Taphrinomycetes; Taphrinales; Protomycetaceae. The transcript has 2 exons. Gene Ontology annotation, biological process: positive regulation of DNA-templated transcription. Bases 267 to 1094 code for a protein of 275 amino acids.
CAGGACAUUGACGGAGACGACCACAACUCCGACGCGCCUUCCUACAAAGAAGCGUUGCCUGCCCUCGAAGAAUUCAUCGAGCCGGCAGGCGAUGAUGAUUAUGCGCCUAAAGCGAGAAAGAAACGCAGUAAACCGCGUGCACCGCUGAUGGGGAUCUUAUCACGGAGACGGAUCGCAAUUUACACUUGGAGGCCUACUUUGCUGGUACUGCACCAAGGGAAGAUCAAUUUGGUGAGCCAGUGUAUUGCAUUUGCCGCAAAGACGAUAUGGGCAAGUGGAUGAUCGGUUGCGAUGGCUGUGAUGAAUGGUACCACGGCGAGUGUAUCCGCAUCAGCAAGACAGACGAAGCUUUGAUUGAUCGGUACUAUUGUCCACGUUGCCAAAGAAAUGAGGUCGGCCACACGACAUGGAAGAAGAAGUGCCGCAUGGUGGGCUGCAGAAAACCGGUCGAGCAGCAGCAAGAAGCAGAAGAAGGCGUCUCAAAAGGAUCACAUCAGUCUGGCAAGUACUGCUCUCAUGCACAUGGUCUAGCGUACUUUCAAAUGAGGCUGGGCCAGGCAUUACUCACGAAACCGCAAGUAGCGAGUCUCGUAAAGUGCAGUGCGACGCGAGCCGACUUUUGUCGAUUGGGUGAUCGGGCGCCUGCUGUGGAAGGUGUCGCGUUCACAGCAAAGGAGCAGCAACGACUCUCAGAGUCUCAACAGGAACGUCAGCGCAUAGAUGGUGCCUUGAGUCGGUUGACGCGGCGACAGCAGCUUGUGACGAUGAUGCGUGAAAAGGCUACCCGCGUCAAUGUCGAGCUGAAGGCAAGGAAGGAAAAGGAACAAUGUGGACUGGAUGUACGGCUCCUGAUGCAAGAAGAGGCGCUGGACGCUCUGAUUGAAGACAAGUCGGCAGAUUUGGAAGAGCAGUUACGCGGGACGACUGUGGAUGACAUGUGCACGGUGCCUGUGAAGAAAUGUAUCAAGCACGCAGGUUGGUUCCAGAUACACUCAGAUGCCAUCUCCUUACAGGAACAGCUACUGAAGGAUCGACUCGAUGUGCUCAGAGGUGAAGAUGAGAGUAUCCGAAAGUCAGCCCAAAGACGCAUCUGAAUGCUGAUUGAUGCUUGUUGACUCAUUGUUGAGGCAGUGUGCAUGCCUCGCAAAAGUGAAGAUAGUGCGACAACACGAACAACGUAGUCGCGCUUUCAAGAUACCAAACACAUCUG